Molecule: messenger RNA, 4322 nt
Organism: Linderina pennispora
Lineage: Eukaryota; Fungi; Kickxellomycota; Kickxellomycetes; Kickxellales; Kickxellaceae
Exons: 32
Coding region: 271-4308 (1345 amino acids)
Source: RefSeq, a predicted model, not a curated record
GUGCUCCAACACCGACAGCCGCAGCGAUGGCCACCAGCACACACCACUCGCAGAUGCCGCUCCCGCAAGCCCUAGCACUGUCGAUCCGCUGCUGCAUGCGAGCCUCUCGCGCAUCUGCCCGAGCCCUCCAGCAGCUGGCGGCACAGGGCGAAAAAACAACAAAAAUCUCUCUCUGAUGGCCCCGUAUACCUUAGUCUUACUCACCCACCACUUUCUGUCCUCUCUCUGCCUUUUUUCUCCUCCCCACCGGUUUCCCCCAAUUUGUCUGAAAUGCGUCCAUUUAAACACUCUGGCAAACAGCGAUUUCGCCCACAGGUGUCCGGCACGUUCAAUGGAGAGCAGGCUGGCUCGCUGCAGGAGGCGACACCAGGCAAACGCACUACACUCAAGCCGAUUACAAAGCCCACCAUUGUCCCCGACCCCACCGUAGUUACUGUUGCUACGGCCAUGGUUGGCCCAGAGUCCACGUCUUUCUCCCAGUCGCCGCCAACACAGGCCGCGCCCAGCGCAUCGAGCCCUGAAAUAUACAGCCCAGCAACCCGGGCUGACCGGUGUUCAGUACACCCAGGCAUGCGCAAUGACUACUGGUGCGAGUCCAUUGAUCUGGCAGCUGCCUACGACGAUACAUUCGAGGCGAUCGAGCUCAUGCAAGUGAAGCUUGUAAAUCAUCUGAAGGAUACGCGGCAUCGAAACGCCCUGCUGGACUCGGCAGCCCAGGUGGCCAUGGACGAGCAGCUGCUGCGCGAUACCGAGCGAUCGUCACUGGAGGAGCGGAUUGCCGAGUACGAAACGCUGAAGAUGGUGCAGAUGAUGGUCGAGGAGCUGUCUCCGGCGCAAACUCUGCUGUCGAUAUCCGAGCAGGCACGGCCGAUUGACUGGGAAGAGCCGCUGCCCAAAGUAGCCCGGAUCGAAGAGGAGGUGAUGCCCGCCUGGCACUACGCCAGCGUUGAAGUGCCAGAUCGCGGGCAUGUGCGUGUAGUCAGCGAUGCAAUCUCAGCGCACGGUGUUGUCUGGCAGUUGGAGAUUCGCCGCAGCCGCAGCCGCCUCGUGGUUAACCGCAUUGAUGGCUGCGAGAAUAUCGACGGCACGUUCACUGUCAGUGUUGGCUUAGCCAAAUCGGAAUCGUCGGCACUGUCGCGGUUCAGAAAUGAGUCUUGCAAUGUGUGGGGCCAGAGCUCAUCAUCACAAACUUUCAACAUGUGCCCGCUCGAGGACCUGAAGGACUCGGAUACACUUACGCAGUCGGGCAGCGUUUCUAUCCGCUUUGGCGUGGCCCCCGAGUCAUUCCGGUCCCUGGCAGCGGUCCAGGCAGACCGUAUCCCAGAGAAUGGGAAAGGGGACAUGGAGCAGGCGGCGCUCGAGCUACAGCAGCGACAGAUCCGUCGUCGCCGUAGUGAUAUCCGGUCGCGGUCCGAGGUGAAGCCCGAUCAGAUGCCGAUUCCCGGCUUUACUUUUGGUGCUCGCCCUAGUGACAUGCCGUCUGCUGUGCAAUUGCCACCGGCACUGCUGUCCCCAAUUUCGCAUGCUGCUGCUGGAUCGUCGUCGAAUGCCCACACAGAAAAAUCCUCGCACCAGAGGUCGUUCUCGUUGACUGCCAAGCUUCGCCGUCAGCCGCCGGCUCCGUUCCCAUCGUCUGGCCACACCCGCUCUCUGACAUCCACGCCUAGCACCCAGUCGUCGGAGUCUUCCGUCUCAGCUGGCGUUUUGCGCCGUCUCAGCGGCUGGGUCAAGACGACCGAGGGCAGCGGCCACAAAGGGUCUCCUGGAGCAGUAGAUCAGCAGAACAGCAUCGACGAGUGGACAUUCUUGGACAAGUCGUACCCUGAGACCCUGCAUUGCGAAGCAGCCGAGCAUGUGGCCGGCAACGGAUCGCCCGCUGGCACAAAGCCGCCGCCGCCACCACCACAGAUUCCGUUGCCACCGCCGCCAUUUGCCGCUGACUUUGGUGCCGGGUUCGCAUUUGAUGGGGCAGCAGAUAUUGAACGCGAGCAGAUGGAGAAGCGUGCUAUGAUGGGCCUCGGCGGCGAGCAAGAGCCGCUGUCUCCGGCUGCCCUGGCUUCGCCUCUAAAAGGGUCCUGUGCCGCUGGGUCGCCGUCCCCGUCGAAAAAGUCCCCGCGCCAGCAGCUUGACAUUGACUCGGAGGAGUCGAUCAUCCAGCGUUUUGAUGCGUUGCAGCUGAUUGCGAAUACAGUGCAGAACUCGCGUCUGGGGCUCUCUGAAAUCAACAUCGAAGCCCGCUCUGGCGGCAACACCACCAAUGACCCGAGCCCACGCCGCACUGAGCACCCAUUGAACCGCGCUACGAGUCCUGAUUCAUACACGUCCCCUGAACUAGAGGAGGGCUCAUCAUCAGAAUUUGGUGCUGACGGCCAGGGUUUGCCGGGCGCCAAUCGGUACUACGCGCUGACGAAGAAGCAGAACCCAGCGCAAGCUCUCAGCCGUCGCUCAAUCAGCAUGGACCCUCGUGAGAUCAACCACGCACUGGCCGGUGCUCUUGGUGGGAUGCAAGCAGCAGCUGGUGAUAACCCGCCGUCGCCAACGCUUUCGAUCAAGAGGUUGCCGAAAACGGACUCGGAUUCCAUGGACCUGGUCAAGGACCUGCUGUCAAGGUCGUUUUCCCCACCCGCGGGCGAGCCGACGCUGUCUCCAUCUUCUGGGACUGUCGGCAUGAAGCCAGCUUCGGUGUCCUUGCCCGAGACCACUGCCAUGGACCCAUUGCUAUCGCCAGAAAUCAAGGGAGCCAGCCACAAUUCGGUUUCGCUCACAACUUCUCCGAGACAACAACGUGCCCGCCGCUGCUCAAUCACCUCAGUGACAUCAUCAACGUCAUCCAUCAGCAAGUCGCCUGCUCGCAUGGUCCGUCCGCCUAACAACGGCCGGAGCCGUGAGAGUUCCAGCUCUGAAUCGGUCUUCCAGCCAGCAGCCAGCAACCGCAAUGGGUCUCUGGGCCCGCGCAGUGGAACGCCGCUCAAGAAUGCUGCCAUUGAUCUGCAGCACCUGACGCCCCAGGCAAACAAGACCGGCGGCAUCCUGAAGGCUGGCCGCUCGAGGCGGUCGAAGCCGACGCGGCUGCACAACAUUGCAUCGGUGGCAUCUUCGUUUGCUGUCAGCGGUGGCGACAUGUUCUUCGCGAACUCUGAGACACCCGACACGCGUGAGGAUUCGCUGGACUCCAGUCUGGCUAGGAGCAUUGGCAGCCCGCUGCUCAAGGCUGGCCGCAGCUCGACCCUGCCUGUCAUUGUCGAUGAGGCAAAGCUUGCCAGCACUGCCGUCACGCCGCCGUCAUCAAAGAACGGCAGCAUGCCCCGGCACCCAAAGUCGUCGCAGUCCACGCGCAAGAGGGUGCGCUUCCCAGAUGAGCUCCGCUUGCUCGAAAACAUCCGCCUCAUCAACCCGCAGGUUGCGCAGUUGCAUGAUGAGCGAGCUGCUGCUGCAGCGAGUGCGCGUGGCAUCGAACACGAGGAUGUCAACAGCCUUUCGCCGCUGGGCAUAUCGGCGCCCCGUGAGAAGCGCAUGGGGUCGCCGCCGCCGCCGGCUUUCGAUUUGUCCAUGGCCCUGGAUGCGGACGACGAGGAUGAUGGUCUGGUUUCGCGAAUCAAGCACAGCCUGCGUAAGUCGGUACGGCAGUCAGCCGAUUCGCUCGAGAACCGGGAGCACAGCCCGUCGCCGCCUCGAUCUGGGAGCCCCGAAAAGUUUGUCACUGCGUCGUCUCUCCUAGUUGAGGAAGUGGCCGAAGCCCCCGUCGACUCUCCAACCAACCCUGCCACACACUCGUUUCAGCGCCAGCCAAUCCCCUCGCAGCUGAGAGCACCUGUGUGCUUCGGUGGCACCACCGGUGACGAGUAUUCGAGGUGCCUUGGUAAAGUGUCCAUUGACAACUCGCCGUCGAGCCUGGCCAGCGCAUUCGAACCUUGUUUGUCGCCAUCGCCACCAGCCACAGACUCGCAGGCAGCGACACCUCAGUCCCAGUCUGUUAGCGGCCACAGCAGCCGCGGCACCUCCAUGUCUUCGACCUUGUCGGCUUCAUUAGCUGGCCUGGGCAUGGACCAAGGUCGUGCCUCAAUAACUACCACCGAGACCGACGGCUCAUCCGUGGAUCUGCCACUCAAAAAGAAUAACCAAGGCAUGCAUUCAUCGCCGAUGGGCAGCAUGCCGCUGCAGCAAGGCACACCAGGGACCUUCAGCUCUGCAUACCGGUAUACCACCGAUAUGAUGGUAUUUGGCGUUGAGCAGAUUCCUGCCAUUGCCCGCGGCAAAAACACUGCCAUGUCUAUUUUCCAGCAGGGCUCGGAUACCGCUCACCAAUAACUUAUGCAUAUAGG